AACCUACUAGAGAACAUGAAAAAUUAUUUUUUUAAGGAUAGUGCAAUGUUAUCACUCACACUCGAGUUUGUUGAAUGAUAAAUGAAUUUGUCAUAUCCCUUAUUCUAGGAGGUGAAAAGGAGUACUUAAGUUCUGAUUCUUCAUGCAAAGUUAACAAUUGGAUAACACUUCAAUUUUUUAAUAAAAUCAAAUGUUCGUGGAUCCUAAAUCACAAAAUAGUUUUUAAAAAGGGGGUACCGAUUAUGUCAUUGAAAAACAUUGCCCAAAUAUCUGGAUUUUGUAAAGCUGAGCAGAUCACAAACCAGGCGGCUGGCAGGCGUCUCAAAUAUCGGCGCAUUCUGUGCGCAAGGUUGAGCAGCCACCAUUCUCGACAUAACAAUGGAGAAGAAUAAGGAUGACGGUUCAAAUAAAGAGCAAGAAGAAGAACAGGUUGUGAAUCCAUGGGUAGUGUCAGUCAAGGACGGCGGUAAAAUCGACUACGAUAAGUUGAUUGACAAAUUCGGCUGCCAAAGGCUGGACCAGUCCCUCAUCGAUCGCGUCGAGAGGCUUACCGGACGUUCGCCGCACGUCUUCCUCCGCCGCGGCGUCUUCUUUGCCCAUCGUGACUUUGGUGAGAUUCUAGACUCUUAUGAAAGAGGAGACAAGUUCUACUUGUAUACUGGCCGAGGACCUUCUUCAGAGUCCUUGCAUUUGGGUCAUCUUAUUCCAUUCUUGUUCACCAAGUAUUUGCAGGAUGCGUUUAAGGUGCCUCUUGUAAUUCAGUUGACAGAUGACGAGAAAUGCAUGUGGAAGAAUCUGUCAGUAGAGGAAAGCCAAAGGCUAGCCCGGGAGAAUGCAAAGGACAUCAUUGCCUGUGGUUUUGACAUUUCAAGGACGUUUAUCUUCUCUGAUUUCGACUAUGUGGGAGGUGAUUUUUACAAGAACAUGGUGAGGGUUGCAAAAUGUGUCACAUACAAUAAGGCUGUUGGCAUUUUUGGUUUCACUGGUGAAGACCAUAUUGGAAAAGUCAGUUUUCCACCAAUUCAGGCUGUUCCAUCAUUUCCAAGUUCAUUUCCACAUCUCUUCUCAGGAAAUGAUAGGCUCCGUUGUCUGAUUCCUUGUGCAAUUGAUCAGGAUCCUUAUUUCCGAAUGACACGUGAUGUGGCUCCUCGUAUAGGCUAUCAUAAGCCUGCCUUAAUUGAAUCAUCAUUCUUUCCUGCUUUACAGGGAGAGACUGGAAAAAUGAAUGCAAGCGUUCCUUGUUCUGCAAUAUAUGUAACAGAUUCUGCAAAACAAAUAAAAGACAAGAUAAAUAAGUAUGCAUUUUCAGGCGGGCAAGAUUCUAUAGAAUUGCACAGAAAACAUGGUGCAAACCUUGAGGUUGAUAUACCGAUCAAAUACCUGGGAUUUUUCCUGGAAGAUGAUACAGAACUCGAGCACAUUAGAAAGGAGUAUGGUGCUGGGCGUAUGUUGACCGGUGAAGUCAAGAAGAGGCUCAUUGAAGUUCUAACUGAUAUUGUUGAAAGACAUAAGCGCGCUAGAGCUGCAGUUACUGAUGAGAUGGUAGAUGCGUUCAUGGCAGUACGCCCACUUCCUAAUAUGUUUUCCUGAACAAGGUUUAUAUUAUCACCAAGGUUCUUUUGACAUUAGAACCUUAUAUUAUUAUAAAUUAGAAGCUUUACAUUCAUUUUAUUGGAACUGUCUGUGCUGGGGAAUUUUGCGGUUAGUUGUGGACAACACUAUUGAAACUUGUAAUUUAUGGGGCAUUACUAUAAGUGAGAUUUAAGGAAGCAUACUGAAGCAGAUGAAAGAACAUACGUACAAUAUAUUCAUUUUGGUAUCUUCUAAAUCCACAACAUAUCAAAACAGCCUCAUUUAGAGGGUUGUGGUAUCAACAGGUCAUGUUCUCUUCACCUGAUUUGAAUGAUUCUGAUCUGAUUGAAAUAAGUUCUGAUCUGAUUGAAAUAAGUGGCUGCAAUGGAAAGCAAUGUCCUAAGUUUUAACUUCCCGGUUUGACCGGAGCUCAUUUUAAGGAGGGAUAAAAAUUGAAUUAACUUUCCCAAAAUGCCCCUAACUUCUACUCCUUCCAAAAUCUCUUCUGUAGAGUAGAUUACACAUCGACGAGAGGGCACCUAAUCACACUCUUAAAGGAAAAAAAUCCAAAAAAAUGAAAUUAAAAUUAAAGUGCAUCUUGCAAAUAAUUCUAAAUUGGAAAGAAUGGAUUCUCACAACACAGACCAAGAUGCAAAAUUGAAACAAAUCUAAACCACAACCAAAUGGAAACACAUCUGAUUCUUGCAGCGUGGCACAAAAUCGUAUCAAUUUUCCGCAACGGCGUCCCCAAUCCAAGUGACUUCAGAGGCACCCCAUAACAAGAUCUGCGACAUAGAAUUUGCCAGAGCUCGUCAACCAUCUUUGAAGUUCAUCAAUUUUCGAAAACAUCAAAGCUUUGUCAUCGUUAAAAAUCGAGUUUGUUAUUGCUAAAUCGGCUACCCCUCGUCGUUUUAACCCAAUAAACCGGAAGAUGAAAU
Messenger RNA from Cuscuta campestris, 2510 nucleotides. The record is from the annotation of a GenBank genome assembly. NCBI's taxonomy places the organism in Eukaryota, Viridiplantae, Streptophyta, Magnoliopsida, Solanales, Convolvulaceae.